CACACACUUGGGGGCACGCUGAUUUAUACCGACGACACGAUACAUGCACGCACGCCCAGCUGGAAUGUGUUACUGUCCCCUUUGGUAAUUUACGUCGAAACGCUUUUUUUUCUUUUACUUUUUUCACUUGGACUGUUUAAGUGUCCAGAGUAUUUUUCUAUAUCUCCUGGACAAGCUGUCUCACAUAUUCUUGUCAAGGUGGUCUCAGGGACGUGACCAAACUCAAUGUCGCUCCGCUUUUUUUUCUUUCCCCCUUUGAAGAAGAAAAACAUUUGAGUGUAAAGCUUUUUAUUCUUUCAAAUCUCUGAUGAGAAAAUAUUAGAUCCCUAAAGUCGGUGUCCAGGUGCGUUUUUUCCUGAUAAGCUUCAGAAUCUUUCCCCCAGCUGCUGUCAUAGUUUUACGGCUGAGAAAACACCUUACUUUCUUCUUCUUCCAGGAGAUAUUGGGCGCGCGGAUUAAAAGAGAGACUUGAAUAAUAAAAAGCGGGUGGCUAUUUUUAGAUUAGUCUCUGUGGAAAUCCGGUCGACUAUAUAUGUUGGCACUGGCGAAAUGGUGGGAAGAGAAUAUACGUGCCGGAGAACGCGUUUCCACGAAUUAUUUUGUGUUCCGAUUUUUAUUGAGAAAUAUUUUUUCAAGAGACCGGGCGGAUUGAGCACACACGAAGGUCUUUAUUUGGCAAAGAAGAGAUAGAUGUGUGUGUUUUUUUAAAGGUGGGGCCAGCUAUAUAUAUUUAAAGAGGCCGGCAGCGCAAAAAACAAAAUUCUCCCGCAGGUGAUGGUGGUGGUAUCUUUUAACGGGACUUGGUCCGCACGGGUCAUUUGUAAAAGAAUUGAAUAUCUCAUUUCUCUUAUUUUAUUUAUUUUUCUUUUCACCAAAAUCUUUGGGGGCUAUUUGCAUUUGGAUCUUUGCCUAUUUGUCAAAAUGUCUGGUGGGGUUUUUUCCUAAGCCAAACAGAAAAUGUUUACAUUUAAGUUUGAUUGAUUUAAAAACUUGUUGAGGAUUUGACGGAAAGGUGGGGUGGGGGAGGUUUGCAACAGAGGGUUGACGGGCGGGGGAGGAAGAGGAAGUCGAAUCUGAAAGAGGAGACAAAAGGUUGGAAGUAAACCGGAUGCGUAGGUGGAAAUGUUCCACAGGUAAGAAAAAAAAGUGCCAUGUGGCCAGCACGGUGGGGGGAAACCACCCCUUUUAGAUAUUAUUCCGCUGCCUAAUUGAAUAUAUCGAAGGGAGAGAAAAUCCCGAGCUUCCGUUCUUCCUUCCUUAACCAAAAUAAGAAAAAAGCUUUUUCUUAUUUCUUAUUCCUUAGUCAUCUCAUCAUAGAGUUUCCGUGUGUUGUUUCUUCUCUCUCUCUCCUUUUGUGUAAUAUUUACGGACCCACGCCAAUGGCCGCGACGUGCCGAGUCACCGUUCAUUGUGAAACGGAAGAAAAGAUAUCUCUCUAGCUAGCCUCAAAAGAUGAAUUUUGUUUUCUCCUUCUUCUUAUACAUGACUAUACACUUCGUUAGCCGCGCGAAUAGAACUAGCUCAUUAUUAUUAUAUUUUUUCCAAAGGGGAGGAAAUCUUUUUUUGAUCCUAGACAGCUCUCGCAAGAGCAACGUCAGCGGUAGCGCAUUAAAUUAUGGUGUGUGAAUAUUCAUCUUGUAGACUAGCUCAGACAUUUGAAUAUCGAGUUACACACACGAGCAGAGUUCUCUCUACACAAAUUUAUUCAGCUUUGGAAUAUAUAUAUUUUGGGUUUUUUACCCUACAGGUUAUUUCUUUUUUUUUUCGUAAUGAUUCCUCUGAAACAAUGGGCCUUUGGGGUAUUUUCUCUCUCUUCUUGUUACACUCAAAUUGUAUAGUGGAGGUCACACGGAGAGAAUAUUCUGCCUCCCUAAUGGUCUCUCAGCUUCUUCUUCUCGGCCAUCAAAGCUCCGGGGUUUGUUCUUCUUCUUCUACUUUGUACACCUCGUUAACAUUUUCCACAGCUGCCCGCGGGAUAUAAGAUUAUGUGUAACAUUCAAAUUUCGAAGAAAAUGUAUUUUUUUUUAAGGCGCGCAAAUGUCGCCUAUAAAAAUAGAAGCGGGCGGUCGCUUCUAUUCAAUUAGAAGAAAAUUCUUUUCUAUAAGACGCGGGAGGUUUGAAAUGUCCAUUUCCCAACCCCAACUUUGAACAACUCUCGUGAAUCUUUUUACGAUUUCUCCGGGUUUUGGGGGAAGGAGGUUGAUGUCAUCGCUGGACGUGGGUGUUGCGGCUAACGUCAAUAUUUAACCGGCUGGAAACCCCCAAGUAACAAAACACAAAUAGAUGUGUACACCUACUAGUAUAUAGAGAGAUAUACUAUUUUUCUGAUGGUCUGUGCACGCGAACGGCGACUCCUCCCUCACGAUCGUAUAGAAGAAGAAGAAGAUGGUGUAGAGGGGUUAAGAUGUUGUUUAAACACAGGCGCGCGCGCGCGCGGGCCUUUUAAAGUGCCAGCAAAACCUUUUUUAACUGCCCAGUUUUUUUCUUCGGAAGAAGUUGAAACACAUGGGCCGUUUUGGAACUUUUUUUGGUUUGUUUGGAUAAUCAUAAUCGUUAAAACGAGCUGGAAAGUUGUGGCUCGUUUUGUCAAGUUCCUUCCAUUUUUUGUUGUUUAUUUUUGGCGCUAGGUGUAAUAGAAUAAAACAAAAGGCGAAAAAAAAAUGAUUAUUUCGAAGGUUUCAAGGUGGGCAGAUCCUGGAUGAGUCUUUUGUUGACGGGUUUUUGACUUGAUGCUUUCGUUUCGACGAGACUUUUGGUGGGAGGUUUAUUCUUUGAUGGGUGGCCAUCAAAACAUCCCGAGGCGGGCGAGGCGGAAUGACGCUUUGGUUUAGUUACAUGACGCUACCGCUAGAUGGCCCACGUUUUCAACCUGUCAAACUUCUUUUCCCUUUUUAUCUUUUUUUUUGUAAGAGUAGAAGGUUAAGUAGGCGGGGUCGCCAGGUAUAAGAAACUAACCAGGCGCAACCAACUGAUCGUUUGAUGUUUGACUCUUUUAUGUUUUCUUCUUCUUUGGGAUGUUGCGUCGUUAUGUUUUCCCCGACGUUUUCCACUAUUUCCACCUAGCGGUAGAGAAAUGAAAUUUUACCUGGUUUACCUGACCUCCAUAUCUAUCCCCGGCUGUAUAUAUCCUCAUCUGCGUAGACUCUAAUCGACUGGGCUAGUCUGGGUAGAUUGUUUUGACCUCGAUUUCCCCCUUAAUCAUGAUUACCAUAACACAAUGAAAAGGGAAAAAAACAAAAAGACAAAAAACACCACGUACAUUUCCCUUUUCACCUCGCCAUUUCUCUCGGUUCGCCUUUUACUCGCCAGGAAAGUUUCCCUAUACUGUACCGUAACAUAAUCAAAAAAACCGAAAAAAGAACAGAGGGUGAAUGUAGCGUAGUAGUUGUUGCCACCUGUAAUUGGAUCGGGGGUUUGUAAAAGACCACACGACUCGCGUACAAGAUGGUGCGGCGCGCGCGCGCUUGAGAGAUGCGGGGGUUAUUCAAAAACUGGUUCAAAAUGGCCGCAAGGAAACCGUCUGUCUGCUGCCAGUCUCUUAUUAGCCCAAGGAGGGAGGAAUAUAUCUACACACAGACAAAGUUGCUGAUGUACAUAUAAUAAAAAAGAAGGGACAUCAUAAGUCUCACAAUGUCUAGAAAUGGACAUCUGGCACACGCUCCUUUCUCCGACUCUCCUUCUUUUGUCGAUUCUUGCCUUUUCAACACCCACAAGUCUGCAGAUCUCCGUGUUUUCUUUAUUUAUUUAAAAAUAGAAAUGGGAAAAAAGGUAUAUGAACUUGAAAAAACUUUUUCAAGACAAAUCUUUCAGCUGCUGCCGCACUCGGUCAUUUCCCUGGCGCAGUUCGACACAUCUGCCCAGGAGAAGAUUUUUGAGCCAUUCAAGUAAAGAAAGAAAGAAAAAUAAAACAUACAUUGUCAUUGAAAUGUCAUUAAGGCCGAGCUUGUGUUUCCCUUUUCUAACCCUCGAGACUUUCUCUCGUCCAAGAAACUUUUUUAAAAAAGAAAAAAGAAGAAUGAAGAUGAUGACAAAAGAAACUCGAUUACCCUUCGUGUACACAUCCGCACGAGUGAAGUUUUUUCUACCACGCAAAGGCUCGUCACGACCGACAGUUAGUCGCUCCCGAGGGGGUUUUUUGUCGAUCGCCACCUUUUUUUAAAGCAUUCCGAAUCGGAAUCGGUUUUGACCUAUUCGAGAGAGUCUACCCCUUUUAUAUUUUCUUUGAUUUAAUUACGUUUACCUUAAAAGGAUUUUCGGGCAGAACCUCUAACUGAUGAUGAUUACUCUAUACCCCGGGACAACACACACACACACACCCAACACACACACUAUUUCUUCAGCCUAUUCGAUUUUUAUCGCUGCGCCUUGUCAAUAAAUCAAGAAACAUUUUUCUUUUUUUGAAUCUCGCGCGCUGGCGCUCGCUUGCCGAAAACUGAAAAAUUUCCGGAAUAAAAAUAAUAUCUGAUGAAGCGGAUCUCUUUUGUGUGUGUGCGUCCACACAUUUCCGAAAAAAAGAGAAGAAAAAGAAAGAAAAGAAAAGAUUCUAUUGUUUUCUGUGUUGUUUUCCAAGCAGAAACCGGCCAAGAUAUUGGCCGUAUAGUGUGUGAUGCGCACGCAGGGGGGUUGAUGGCAAUCUGAUGAUGAUGGAAGGAUUUUUCGGGGAACAAUUUUUUCCUAUAAGACUAGACAAGACGAGAAAAAAUGUAGUCGUCAAUUUCGUCUUUCGGAGCGCCGGUGUCUAUUAAGUUGUCGACGGAAUCUCGUAGCGCCAUCGCUAAAAAAUAAGAUUGUGGGGGGAAGAAAAAAGACAAAAUAUGAUCAUCUUUUCACGUAAAAAAAAUUUUUUUCGGGUGUGAUUUACGUCGCCCAACGACUCCCGUUGGAAAAAGCAUUUUUGUUUUGUUGCGUCUUAUCAGCCGCUGAAAAUCUUUUCUCCUCGGCCGCAAAUUUAUUGUGAUGGAAUCAACUUAUAUAUUUUGGUUGUUGCUGUUGUUGUCGAGAGUAUAGCGGGUGUAAUGAUUGUAAUCAUCGGCGUGUGAGUUGUUGGCUAAAAAGUUGCUGAAACCGAGUCAUUGCGUGACUCACGACGCGCUCCGGCCCUCCUGCAGUUCUACUGGGAAAGAAAAGAAGAAGAAGAAGAAGGAUGAAAGGUUGUGGAAUGGGGGAGAAGAUGGAGAGGGCAGCAAUCAGACACACACACACACACACAAAAACCUUUUUUCUUAUUUUAUGUUGCGAGGGGAAGAAGAAGAAGAAAAAAGAUUUAAAUAGGACGGGGUCCCCAGGUGUGUUGAGGAAAGGUGUAAUAGCCUCGGGCGGCAUACCUUCUUGCAGGCCAGGUCCAAUCGGAGCCUUUCGCCGUAAGUCGAGAGUCUAGCCCUGCGGCCAAGUUCAAAUCACCCGCCCUAGCCCCCACCGCCGCCGCCGCCAAACUAUUACUACUACGACGAGAGUUGUAGCCCUUUGCUCAUAGGUGUACCUCUCCUCGGGUUUGGGUUGGUGGUGAACCCAGCGCUUUCCAUCAGUUCCCAAACGAGAGUUCUAGCCGACUGCCGUUUGUUUGCCUCCCAAACCGAAUCAUGUGUUACAACUCCGCACCGAGUGAUUGAAUUUUUGAAAUCCGCCAAAAGUUUUUCUCGCCAAUUUCGUUGGAAAAGUUUGUCGAGUUUAAAUCGAACGAAAAUGAGGCUCGAAAGGAAUAUAGCACGACAUCCGCUCUUCCAAGUCACCAAGGUUUUGUGGCAUUUGGACAUUUUCAGAAGAAGUUUCCGCGACCUGACCGGUCACGCUUGCCUCGGCGAAUCGUGCAUCUUUUGUGCCCUGAAGGAAUUGUUUGCGCAAUUGCAGUAUAGCCAUGAAUCAGCUCUGCCGCCGGACGCGCUCCGGCGGGCAUUGGCCGAAACCUUUCUGAAUCAACAGAGAUUCCAGCUCGGUUUCAUGGACGAUGCAGCUGAAUGCUUUGAGAACAUUUUACUUCGAAUUCAUUUCCAUUUGGCCAGCAACGAGGCCGAGGACCAAUGCGCAGCUGGGCAUUGUAUCCCCCACCAAAGGUUCGCCAUGACCUUGGUGGAACAGUCCGUCUGCGCCGCUUGUGGCGCCACUUCCGAACCUUUGCCUUUCACUCAGAUGGUGCACUACGUCUCGGCGUCGGCGCUGACGUCACAGGCGCGCCAGCCACCCAAUUUGAUGGAGCCGGGUUCGCCGGCCGGAUUAUUCGGUCGUUUGCUGAGACAGGCGGGCGGGAUGGGCGACAUUCGUGAUUGCCCGAGCGCUUGCGGCGCCCAAAUUCAAAUUUGCCGAACUCUGACGAACCGGCCGCAAAUCGUUUCGGUCGGCAUCGUCUGGGACUCUGAGCGACCGCAGCUGGAUCACAUCAUGUCCGUCUUUGCCCUGGUGGGCACCAGCCUCCAGCUGCGGGACGUCUUCCAGUCGGUGCUGGACUCACGCUGGGCCGAAUUGACCACCCACCGGCUGGUGGGCGUCGUCACUUACUACGGCAAACAUUACUCCACCUUUUUCUUCCACACCAAACUCCAGCUGUGGAUCUACUUUGACGAUGCAUCCGUCAGUGAGGUGGGGCCCGACUGGCAGCACGUCGUCGACAAGUGCCGGCGCGGCCAUUUCCAGCCGCUUUUGCUCCUCUACGCAGAUCCGGAAGGGACGGCCGUGCCGACGGCCACCGCUCCUUCGGCCGUCACUCCGGUCGGAGCCAAGCCGCGUCAUCAUCAAUACGGAUCACUUUCCAGGCCCAGGAGCAUCACGCCCAAUCCGGUGCCGGUCCAGCAGCAGCAGCAGCCAAGCUAUAACGGCCGCAGGGCCAUCACGCCCAACAUGGAACUGAUCCAGCACUCGCUCAACAGACGACCUGCUCCGUUGCCACAGCAGCAGCAACAGCAACAGCCGGACUAUCGCGACUAUCAAAACAUUUCGGACCUGGAAGGCAUUUUCCAUCAGCCGGAUGAAGUCUUCCACGAGCCGGUUUACAUCCAGCGACAAACAGUCGAAUCCAUUUUGAGGGCCCAGCAGCAGCAGUCGAACGUUUCCAGCGAUCCGGAUCUCAAGAUCGCCAUGCUCGCCGGUGCUAAUUUGCCAAGAUCGAGAGAUUCCGGCAACUGGAGUGGCGACCGAAACAGCGCCUCCUCUUCAUCCAGCACUUCCAUGGACAAUCCUUACCUCUACAUUAUGAACAGAAAUCAAAGACCGCAGAGUAGCAGUUCGACCAAUAGUUCUCCAUCGAAACCGGGCGAUCCCAACGCUUUACCCAACCACCUGGGCGCUUUCCACGGCGAUCCUGGAUACGAUUCCUAUUCUUUAUCGUCCAACGACAGUUACCCGUUGCAGCAGAGUCUGAAACAUACCCUCCAGUUAUCCCAGAUUCCCGAGGGCGGUCACAACAGAUGGCAAACCCGAGUGCCUGGGCCGUAUCCACCGGCUGAUGCUGGUGGAGCCGACGAGUGUGAAAGGCUUUGCCUCGAGGCGGAUCACCUGCUGGAGCGGUCGAGAGUGCAGGAAGAUCAAGGCGACCUGGAAGGGGCUUUCAAUCUGUGUCAAUCGGCGGCCCAGCGCAGCCGGGCGGCCAUGGAUGCCCCUUACAACAAUCCGCAGACGCUCGUCUUUGCCCGGAUGAAACACAACACGUGUGUCAUGCGGGGGCGGAGCCUCCACAGGCGACUUUUGCAGGCGCGGCAGUCUGCCGGAUUUUACGACGGAUCGAACGCCGUUCACAAUGGCGUCGCCGUUAUGCCCAGCAUCGACGAGCCGAGACACAGUCGCCAGAGCAGCCGCGAUUCCAAUCGCAGCGUCCGCCAACAACAACAACCGACUGUCCAGGCUGUCCCGCCCACUCCGUCCGCUCCUUCGUCCAACACUCAGCCCGGAAGCGUCGGGAAGAACAUUGAAAUUUACGCCACUUUGCCGAAAAAGAAGGGCAAGAAAGCGGCCGAAAUGCUCCGUGAAGCCGAAACGACACAACAACAGCAGCAACAACAACAACAACCGGAGAGGCAGAGUCGAUCGGGUGUUGUUGCCGGAUUCGCUGGCGCCAUGAUGCGCCGGGAGAGGGCCAAGAGUGAGGAACGCAACAAGAGCAAACCGGUUCCCAUUCCGUCGGUGGCCAGUGUGGCCCAGGACGACCUGGAAAUGAUGGGAGGUGACGGAUCGAGCGACAACUCGUCCAGGUCGCCCGGCAAGAAGCAGCAUCGCAUCCGGCGGAGGCUUCUCAUGGGCGGGCUCAUCAAACGGAAGAAUCGAAGUUUGCCCGACUUGAGAGCCGACGACGACGACGGCCAGGAAGAGCCGCAACAGGAGCCGGAAGAGGAUGACUAUAUCGGUUUACCUCCGCCGCCGGAAGACUCCAGCAAUCCUAAUUUGGAGAAGAGCAAAUUGAUGAUGAGGAGGAGUUUCCACUCGAGUCUGGGCCGGAAUUUGCUGCCGCAACCCAUCGGCCUCAACAAAGUUCCUCCGCCGCCGCCCGUCCGGAAAACGUCCCACCUGACUCCGGCGCCUCCGCAAUUGCCGUUCUACGAUAAUUACGCUGAGAGUCAAAUCACCGUCCAUGCGGACAUUCACCAUGAACGGACGCAUAGCGAUUUGGCAUUCCCCGCUCCACACGAUCCGCUUCCGCCUUAUCCGGUCGUCGAACACGUCCGGCAAGCCAGCGACGAUUUCCCACCACCUCCUCCGCCGCAGGAAUUGCAGUUACUCAGUUGCGAUCCUGAACUGGCGCCGGAAGAAGAAGAAGAAGCGGAGCCUAGCGGAUUAUUAGCCGAACUCCAAAGAAAGCGGAAGGAAAUCCUAGGCGCCGGAAAUAUGCCACCACCUAUGGCACCGAUCGUCCCCUCCGCUCCGUCAUCUUCGGCAGCCAAUCCGCCGAAUCAUUGGCUGAGAGAACUUCAAAAUACUUUGCAAAAUAAGAAGAUGGGAGUCGCCGCUCUGGCAGUGGCCCCUCAGCUCGUACCUGCGGCUCUUCCGACGGAAGAGACGGUCAAUAAAUCCGUCCGGAAGCUGGCGUCCCGUUUCGAACAAGCUAGAAUCUCUCCAGUGACUUCAUGUGAUGUCGUCGAUCACGCUCCUCCUCGCGUCCAGCCACCUGUAGUACCUUGCCAACAACAACAACAACAGCAACAACAACAGCAACAACAACAACAGCAACAACAGCAACAACAACAGCAACAACAACAGCAACAACACCAGCCACUCAAGGCUCCUGUAGCGUCUCUACCACCUGCGGCUCCUGCCGGAAUUUUGGAUCGCAAGAGACGAUCGGGUGACGGACAGAGUAAAAAGAAGAGCGUGACGUUUUGCGACCAAGUGAUUUUGGUCUCGACGGCCGAAGACACCGAACAGGAUGAGACGUAUGUUCCCAAUCCAAUCCUCCAGCGAGUACUCCGCUCGGCUUUCCAACAGGAAAUGGUCAAAGAUGUUGGCCAGCAACGACCGGAAUCGAAUCAGCCACUGGUUUCGCCCACUUUUAAUAAUGGAACGGAUGAAGUGGAUCGCCAAUCCUUGAGGCCCCCUCAGCCGCCUUAUCAAAAGUUGCCCGUCAACAGCCAGGCCUUCCAGCAAUCUCAUCACUACGCCCAGCAACAACCUCAGCAGCAUUACCAGCAGCAACAACAAUACCAACAACCAUCAGGACAGCCGAUGCGGAAUGGUUACGGCGUUCCCCCUUCACCGAUGAUGGGCCAGAGGAUAGGGCCACCAUCCAGCGCAGGUGCUCCUCCAUCUUACGCUCCGCCUCCGCAAUAUCCACACCACGCCAGAGUGCGCUUCCAGCCGCAGCCAACGGCCAAUAACAACAACAACAAUAAUCUGACACAAAAUCUGGCGAUGAAAACGAAUUACCCGCCGCAACAGCAUCCGGAUCAGCAGAGUAGGCCGCAGCAAAUGGUCCAGCCGAAUGCCGGUUCGUGGCAACAACAACCGCAACAACAAGGGCCAAUGCCAUCCAGUAGCGCUGGAUUCACUCCGUGCAGCCUUUGCGGGAAGAAGCAAGUGCCGUCCAAUUUUCAAUACUGCUCCGAUUGUCAAUUUUACAUGCAACGGUUCCAGCCGAAAGCGUGAGCUUGACCAACUGGAUCGUGAACAAAAUUUUACUAUUAUUUUAUUGAAGUAUUUUGUUAUUACCCAAUCUGCAAUUGUUUUAACUCGAGAUAUUAAUCCAUGAUUUGGUUGAUCUCCUAGCACACGAUAUCUGCGCCAACUUUUUUUAAAUUGUAUUAAGCAGAUAGCUGUGCGUGUUUUAUUCCUUUUGUUUGGAUUGUUUUUCGCCACCACAUUAAAUGACCGAUCUGAUUUUCAUCAAAAUAAUUUUUUUAGCUCUGAAUUUAUAAGUAACUGUGUAACUCUGUGUAUCUCACAUUUUGCUUGUACAUAACGUGCCAAAAUUUGUUUUAUGUACAUUUACGAAUGCUUAAGACAAAUAUAAUACGAGAAUCGUAUUUCUAUACAAAA
Messenger RNA from Daphnia pulex (common water flea), 10452 nucleotides. RefSeq lists its product as uncharacterized. Gene Ontology annotation, biological process: protein deubiquitination. Gene Ontology annotation, molecular function: cysteine-type deubiquitinase activity. Bases 5683 to 10062 code for a protein of 1459 amino acids. The transcript has 7 exons. The record is from RefSeq and is a predicted model, not a curated record. Lineage: Eukaryota; Metazoa; Arthropoda; Branchiopoda; Diplostraca; Daphniidae.